Erinaceus europaeus (western European hedgehog) is the source of this 4212-nucleotide messenger RNA. It is a transcript of the gene ESPNL, whose product is annotated as espin like. Gene Ontology annotation, cellular component: cytoplasm. Bases 721 to 3663 code for a protein of 980 amino acids. Lineage: Eukaryota; Metazoa; Chordata; Mammalia; Eulipotyphla; Erinaceidae. Gene Ontology annotation, molecular function: actin filament binding. The record is from RefSeq and is a predicted model, not a curated record. The transcript has 9 exons. Gene Ontology annotation, biological process: actin filament bundle assembly.
CUCUUCUCCCUCUGCUUCUCUCUGUCUCACCCUGUCAAGGGAAACAUGGCUGCUGGGGGCGGCAGGAUCUGUGCAAACACAGCCCCAGUGGUAACCGGGGAGAGAGGAGAAGAGGGGCUGGGAGCACUGGUCUUACCUUGUGUGGGGCCCUGGGUUCGAGCCAGGCAUCAUGCCGAGCACUGAGUGAUGGAGCAGCAUGUGCUGUCCGGACAGUGCAUGAGGGGGUCCUGUGCUCACUCCCCUGCUGCACAGAGAUUCAGCUGGAUAGGGGGUGUGGGCAGCCCCCCCACCCCGAAGGCAAACUUCUGAUGUGUGACAUCACUGACUCCAGGAAGAAGCCAGGACACACCACCACCACAUUUCCCAAGCUGCCAAAGAAGAUUCUAGAGUCAGACUCCUGGCACGUUUGGGCCACAGGGAGUCACCUGGGGGCCGGGGGGAGGGGAGACUCAGUCACACCUUGGUGACACAGUCCAGCACCCCAGGGCAUGAGUCCCCAAAGGGCCUGAGGAGUGACGGAGCAGGGAGGGGACACGAGCAGCCUGGGUCCUGGGAGGACACCUGUCCCCUCGAGGGGCCGUGACACACUGCCCCCCCCCCAGCAGGGCACGGGGCGGCCCAGCCCCCCACUCCGGUGGCGGCCACCGCCUCCCAGCUGCCAGGUCUCAGUAACUGGAGCCGCAAGUCUCUUGAAACCCAAAGCUGCCGCACAGACGCGGGAUGGAGGCGCAGCGGGCGCUGCUGGCGGCCGAGCGCGGGGACCUGGGCGCCCUGGAGCGGCUGCGGGAGGCAGGCUCGCUGGGCCCAGGCAUCGCCGACACCCUGGGGGCCGGCCUGGUGCACCACGCCGCCCGCGCCGGCCAGCUGGCCUGUGUCCAGUUCCUGGUGCGGCGGGCAGGGCUGCCAGGCGGCCAGCGGGCCCUCAACGGGGCCACCCCUGCGCACGAUGCCGCGGCCACCGGAGGCCUGGCCGAGCUCAGCUGGCUGGUGCGCGAGGGGGGAUGCGGCCUGCAGGACCAGGAUGCCUCUGGCGUGUCCCCCCUGCACCUGGCCGCCCGCUUUGGCCACCCGCUGCUGGUGGCCUGGCUGCUCGGGGAAGGGCAUGCGGCCACUCUGGAGACUCACGAGGGUGCCCUGCCCCUGCACAUGGCCGCCCUGGGCGGGGACCUCACCUGCCUCAAGCUGCUGGUGGCCGCGCAUGCCAGCGGCGUGAACCGGCGUACCCACAGCGGUGCCUCCCCGCUCUACCUGGCCUGCCAGGAGGGCCGCCUGCACCUGGCGCAGUUCCUGGUCAAGGACGCGGGGGCUGACGUCCACCUGCGUGCGCUGGAUGGCAUGACCCCCCUGCACGCGGCCGCCGCCCGCGGCCACUACCCGCUCGUCGUCUGGCUGGUAACCUUCACCGACAUGGGGCUGGCAGCGAGGGACAAUGAGGGGGCCACUGCCCUCCACUUCGCAGCCCGGGGGGGCCACACCCCCAUCGUGGACCGGCUCCUGCUGAUGGGCGCCCCCGUCACGAGGGACUCCUGGGGGGGCAGCCCCCUUCACGACGCGGCGGAGAACGGGCACCUGGAGUGCUGCCAGACGCUGGUCUCCCACCGCGUGGACCCUGCCCUGCAGGAUGACGACGGCUACACGGCGGCCGACCUGGCCGAGUACCAUGGCCACCAGCACUGCGCCCGCUACCUGAGGGACGCCGCCCUGCCGGUGCCUCUCGUCAUGACGCCCCCGCCGCCUCCGUUCCCCCCUCCCCCGCUGUCGGCCGCCAGGUGCCCCGUGGAGGAUGGAGAGAAAGGAGGCUCGGGUCGGGGGAGCCCCGGCGCAGCGUCGCCCAGCCCCACCUGGCCUGCCCAGCCUGUGCAGCCUCUCCUGGGGGAGCAGACGGCCCAAGAAGCCCCCCCGAGUGUCCCCGCCAACGCCACGGCUGUCCCCGCGGUGCGUCCCCCACCCCCGGGCCCGGAGCCCAUCAGCCUCUCGCCGUGUGGGACUGAGGCGGUGACCACGGGGGGCGGCCUGGCCGCGCUGCAGCUGGACGCGCUGCCCCCGGGCGACCUGGACGGGCUGGUGCCCACGCGGGACGAGCAGGGCCGGCCCAUCCCCGAGUGGAAGCGGCAGGUGAUGGUGCGCCAGCUGCAGGUGGGCCUGAGCGCCGAGCUGCAGGUGAGGCGGGGCGGGGACUGCCGGCCCCCGGCGGAGCAGGCCUGGCACUACUCACAGGCACACCAGGCCAUGCUGGGCCCAUUCGGGGAGCUGCUGACAGAGGACGACCUCCUGGGCCUGGAGAGGCAGAUGGCAGGGCUGCAGCUGCGCCAGAGAUGCCAGGAGUACCACAGCGAGCUGGGCCGGCUGGCGGCCGAGCUCCAGGCCCUGCUGCCCGCACCGCUGGUGCGGAUCACGGUCAACGGCCCCUUCCUCCCCCCGGCGCCCGAGGAGGAGCCCCGGUCUCCCUGUGGCCAGGGGCCUGAGGGGGCCCCGCCGGGCGGCCAGCCGCUGCCCUUCUGGUGUGGCCACAUCUCACGGCUGGUGAGGAACAUGUCUCUGCUGCUCAGGGGCAUGAACGGGCUGGUGCAGGCUGAGGACGGGGCCCCCGGGGAGCCCCCCGAGCCCCCCCAGACGCCCUGCGGCCGCCCCUGCAGUGCGGCCCAGCGCGAGAUCCAGGAGUGCGGGGUGUCGGUGAGGACCCUGCGCGGCAACUUCGAGUCGGCGCUCGGCCCGCCCCGCGCCCCGAACCCCGGGCCCUGCGGGUCGGGCGCCCCGUGGGAGCAGCGCCCGGCCGGGUGCCCACCGGGGGGGCCGGAGUCGGCGUGCAGCGGGCCGGAUGGCGCGGAGGGGGCCGGCGGGGACCGGGGCCGGGGCUGCGAGGGGGCGCCGGGGGGCGCGGGGCCGUGCAGCCUGAGGCGCAAGGAGCGCGCGGUGAUGCUCUUCUUGGGCCACUGGCGGAGGUCGGCCUACACGCCGGCUCUCGGGACAGCGGCGGGCACGGCGCCGGAGGCCCGGCCAAGGUGGCGGCAGGGGGCGGCGGCCGGGGACCCCGGGCCGACCCUCGGGGCCCCCGGGCUGUGGCGUCAGCACGGCGCCUUGGCGCAGCUGCUGGGCCACUGGAAGGCGGUGCUGGCGAGGCUGCCGGCACGGAGGCUGCGGAGGCCGAGCCGGAGGCCCCCCGGCCUGCUGUCCCCCGAGCAGUUCCUGCCCCCCGUGUCGGGGGUGCCCCCCGCCUACGCCAGCCUCCCGCUGGGGCUCUUCAUGCUCGGCUACUUCCAGCUGCUGGACUGCGAGCUGCCGGCCGACGAGCGCCGGGCGCGCCACCUGCUCUGCUUCGAGGUGUUCGAGCACCUGGGCGCGCACGGCUGGGAGGCGGCCCGCGCCUUCCACAAGGCCGUCACGGACGAGGUGGCCGCCGGGCGCCGCGCCUGGACCGACGGCUUCGAGGACAUCAAGGCCCGCUUCUUCAGCCAGGCCUGGGACGCCGAGUCAGGGCUCACUCCGCCGGGGUCCCCGCCCCACGUGGCGGCCGCCGUGCCCGGAGGGGGUCCCGAGCCCGGGGGGGCGCGGCCCGGCCCCCGGAGGGGCAGCUUCAGCAGCGAGGACGUCUGUGGCUACAUCGACCGCAGCUUCACCUUCUGGAAGGAGAAGGAGGCCGAGAUGUUCAGCUGUGGGGACUGAGGGCCGGGUGCCGGCCUCGGCGCGUGUGGAGGCCUCUUCCUCCUCUUGUCGUCUUCUCUGCUUUCUCUUCCUGGCCGCAGGGCUCUCGGCACACGUGGCCCCCAAUAACUUUUCUGAUUCCUCUAGGGUUGUGGGGGCUCGGUGCCCGCACUGUAGAUCCGCUGCUCCCAACAGCCAUUUUUCCAGCUUUCUACCUUAUUUUCCCAUUUUUAUUAGAUAGGACAGAGAGAGAUUAAGAGGGGCAGGAGAGAUGGGGGGGGAGAGACACCUGCAGCCCUGCUCCACCGUUCGUGAAGCUCUCCCCUCCCCCCCGCAGGUGGGGAGCAGGGACUCGAAUUCUGGUCCUUGUGCGCUCAGCCCAGGGCAACCAGGGUCCGUGCCCAGGCUUUCCCCGUUUGAAACUGUUGAGGUAGAGAGAGGGAACGAGGCCACCGCACCCGCGAGUUGUCCAGGGUGCCUGAACCUGGAUCUGUUACUGUUAUUUACUUUAGCUGAGCUCUAGCUUACGGUGGUGUGGGAGGAUUGAACCUGAGACCCCCUGAGCCUCAG